GAUGAAAAGUAGAAAUUGAGGAAACGAAACCAACUUUUUAGCUUUUGGCAUUCCGUGAAGCCAUCACGCAGCACAUGUUUUUAAUAACGUGACGCCAUUUUCUCUCUCUCUCUCUCUCUCUCUCUCUCUCUCUCACCGCCUAGUGUGCAUGUGCUCUCUCCCACACACUAUUUCUCUCUCUCUACUCUUACUAGCUUCUACUACGAAAACGCACACAUAACCAAAAUUCAGUUGCGGAAGAAGAAGAAGAAGAAGAAAAUCAAGUAAAACGAGAUCUUCUUAUUUUCAACACUAUUUCUUCGUCUCUUCCGAUCCAAAAAUGAAGACUCGCAAAGCUUCAAAUCCUGUUAUCACCUUCGAUCACAAGAGGGAUGCCUAUGGUUUUACUGUGCGACCUCAGCACUUGCAGAGAUACCGCGAAUACGCCAACAUAUACAAGGAGGAAGAAGAGGAAAGGUCAGAGCGGUGGAAAUCGUUUUUAGAGAGACAGGCGGAGACGGAGUCUUCUGAAUUGAACACAAAUGGAUCAGCUGUGGUGGAAGAUGAGAAGGUUUCUGGUGAUGAAGCUGCCGGGAAAGAAGCCGAUGCCAGCUCGGAGAAUGGGGUUGAUGGACAUCGGGCAAGCGACCAGACGCCUGGUAGUCCAGCUGAAAAUGGUAGUCAAAAGGAGGAGUUACCGACACCUGAGGAGACAAGAAUUCAUAGAGUCCAGUUAUGGUCAACCAUAAGAUCGUCUCUUCAUACUAUUGAGGAUAUGAUGAGCACUCGUGUAAAGAAGAAAGCUGUGUCAGUAAAAGACGAAAAAAAUAAGAAAGGUGUGUCUAAAGAUGAGCAGAUUACUGAAACUGAGGAAGACUCUGAUGAGGAGUUCUAUGAUGUUGAAAGGUCUGAUCCUAGUCCAGAUACUCCUCUUGUUGAUGGCUUGAGUACCUCUGCAAAUGGUAUUGCUGCUGACGCUGCACCGCUAGAGGAUUCGUCUCCUUGGAAAGAAGAGUUGGAAGUUCUUGUUCGUGGGGGAGUGCCAAUGGCACUGAGGGGAGAGCUCUGGCAAGCUUUUGUGGGUGUCAAAGAAAGGCGGAUAGAGAAGUAUUAUCAGGAUCUACUAGCCUCCAAUGGUGAUUGUAAAAUUAAAACUAAUCAUCAAAACACGCAAUUAGAUGACAGUGAUGGGAAAACAAAUGGAGAGUUCAUACAUGUACCAGAAAAAUGGAAAGGACAAAUUGAGAAGGAUCUACCGCGGACAUUUCCUGGUCAUCCUGCUUUGGAUGAGGAUGGUAGAAAUGCUUUGAGACGGUUACUUACUGCAUAUGCUCGACAUAAUCCCUCUGUUGGUUACUGUCAGGCCAUGAAUUUUUUUGCUGGCUUAUUGCUGCUUUUGAUGCCUGAGGAAAAUGCCUUUUGGACUUUAAUGGGCAUUUUAGAUGAUUAUUUUGAUGGCUAUUAUUCAGAGGAUAUGAUAGAGUCUCAGGUGGAUCAACUUGUUUUUGAAGAGUUGGUGCGGGAGAGGUUUCCCAAAUUGGCCAAUCAUCUAGAUUAUCUGGGAGUGCAAGUUGCAUGGGUUACCGGACCAUGGUUUCUUUCCAUUUUUGUGAACAUGCUUCCUUGGGAAAGUGUUCUUCGAGUGUGGGAUGUGCUUCUUUUUGAAGGAAACCGAGUCAUGCUAUUUAGAACUGCAGUUGCUUUAAUGGAGCUAUAUGGUCCAGCACUGGUAACAACAAAGGAUGCUGGAGAUGCAGUAACUUUACUUCAGUCAUUAGCCGGCUCCACAUUUGAUAGCAGUCAGCUUGUAUUGACAGCUUGCAUGGGUUACCAAAAUAUAAAUGAAGUUCGAUUGCAGCAGCUGAGGAAUAAACAUAGACCAGCUGUAAUAGCUGCAAUUGAAGAAAGAUCAAAAGGGCUUAAAGCUUUGAGGGAUGCUAAGGGUCUCGUAUCAAAGCUAUUUGAGCAAUCGAAUAAUGUGCCAGUACUUGGGAAUUUAUCCCGUUCAGAAUCUGGAUCUACUAAUGCAGAUGAAAUUUUGAUUAGUUUAACUGGAGAGGGUGAGAUAGAUUCAGCUCCAGAUCUUUCAGAGCAGAUUGCAUGGCUGAAAGUUGAACUUUGCAGAUUAUUAGAGGAAAAAAGAUCGGCUAUUCUCAGAGCAGAGGAGCUUGAAACGGCGUUAAUGGAAAUGGUUAAGCAGGACAAUAGGCGGCAACUAAGCGCCAAGGUAGAGCAACUUGAAGAAGAGGUUGCUGAGCUUCGACAAACACUUUCUGAUAAACAAGAACAGGAAACUGCAAUGCUUCAGGUCUUGAUGCGAGUGGAGCAAGAACAAAAGGUGACAGAAGAUGCUCGCAGGUUUACUGAGCAAGAUGCAACUGCACAAAGAUAUGCUUCCCAAGUGCUUCAGGAAAAGUAUGAAGAAGCAACUGUUGCACUUGCAGAAAUGGAGAAGAGAGCAGUUAUGGCAGAAUCUAUGCUGGAAGCUACAUUGCAGUAUCAGUCUGGCCAGACUAAACUGCAACCAUCUCCACGAUCUUCACAGCCAGAAUCUCCAGGAUCUAGAAACAACCAAGAGCCUACGACAGAUAUCCCUCCUAGGAGGAUAAGUUUGCUUUCUCGUCCAUUUGGACUUGGAUGGCGUGAUCGAAACAAGGGUAAACCUGCUAAUGUGGAUGAACCAGCUGAGGUUGAAAGUCCCGUAAGUCAACAAGAGGGAAAUGGCCUUAAAGUACAGGAUGAGGUGGAAACAAGAUAGUAUCAAUCAAUACAUUUCUCUUUACUUCCCCAGACGGUUUGAGGAGCAAGAAAUGAGUUCCCUGGCUGAAAUUUUUGUUCUGGGCGAACAUAUAUUUUCAUAUAUUUCAUUAAUUGUUUGUUCUUUAUCGUAUGUCAUAGAAUAAUAAUAGUAUUGGAAAGUAAGUGUACGAAUUGUGAUGCAUCUCACCUUUAUUGUUCUAUACAGGUCAUAUAAUGUGUUUUGCACAGUUAUUAUAUAUAAAAAUGAGGAUAAAAAAUGAAAUUCCUAAA
Molecule: messenger RNA, 3009 nt
Organism: Trifolium pratense (red clover)
Lineage: Eukaryota; Viridiplantae; Streptophyta; Magnoliopsida; Fabales; Fabaceae
Product: TBC1 domain family member 8B-like
Exons: 18
Coding region: 320-2737 (805 amino acids)
Source: RefSeq, a predicted model, not a curated record